This is a messenger RNA of Carassius gibelio (silver crucian carp), 6381 nucleotides long. RefSeq names its product semaphorin-4B-like. Lineage: Eukaryota; Metazoa; Chordata; Actinopteri; Cypriniformes; Cyprinidae. The transcript is spliced from 15 exons. Gene Ontology annotation, biological process: semaphorin-plexin signaling pathway; axon guidance; negative regulation of axon extension involved in axon guidance. The record is from RefSeq and is a predicted model, not a curated record. Gene Ontology annotation, molecular function: semaphorin receptor binding; chemorepellent activity. The coding region runs from base 461 to 2956 and encodes 831 amino acids.
UGACAGAUACACAUUCAGUCACAGCAGCAGACAGAGCAUGAGUGUGAGCGCUGUACUACUGAUCCCACACCCAGACCUAUAAACAGCUGAUUCUAGCAGUCUCAAAGCUGGAUCUACUGACAAAUUCUCAAGGACUCUGAUUUCCAUUGGGAUUUCUUUUUUCCUUUGAGGAAUGAGUUGGAAACCUGUGUCUCAAAGAGAAUGGUUUGAAAAGCCUGUUUGGAAAUCAACACAAGCACAUGGAGACUGAUUUGAGCUUUACCACCAUCCUUGAGGACUUCCACCACUGGAAAUCCACCAUUGUGAGGCCCUACGAAGGUGAACAGUGAUCGUCCCAUCAGUACACGGUUCUCCUUUUCAGGGGUUUGAGGAGAAGAAGAAAAAUAAACGAGCCAGGGAAAAGAUCUCCAUGAGCGCCAGAAAAUCUGGAGAGAAAACACAUUGAGACACAAAGAAAAAAAUGUGGACACUAGACAUGACACGUGUCUCGAUCCUAUUUCUCCUCCAUGUUCUUCUGGUUGGAUGGGGUGAAGCAGCAGAAGACGACGUCACCCCUCGCCUCAGUUUCUCUUACAAUGCAAACGAGAGGUCGGCCAAGAGAUUUUCACCCAAUGGAGUCUUCAAUUACACCUCUCUGCUCCUCAGUAAAGAGGAUAACAUGCUGUACGUUGGAGCUCGAGAGACUCUUUUCGCACUCAAUAUCACUGAUAUCAGCAGAACGCAGCUGCAGCGUAAUUUAACAUGGAGCACGCCACAGAAAAAGAGAGAGGAGUGCAGUUUCAAAGGGAAAGAUUUACAGAUUGACUGCUUCAACUACAUCAAGAUUUUACUGCGCGUGAACAGCACUCACCUGUAUGUGUGUGGAACAUAUGCUUUCAGCCCUAUCUGCGCAUACAUCAACACAUCUGAUUUUUCCCUGGUGCGCAAUGAAAUGGGAGAAAUAAUCACUGAAGAUGGUCGUAGCCGGUGCCCUUUCAACCCUGAAUACAAGUCCACGGCCAUCAUCGCGGAUGGAGAACUGUAUGCCGGCACAGUCAGUAACUUCCAAGGGAAUGAACCCAUCAUUUACAAAAGCCUUGGACAGGGCACAGCCUUAAAGACUGAAAACUCACUGAACUGGCUUCAAGACCCCGCUUUUGUAGGCUCAGCCUACAUUCAGGAAAGUUUGCCCAAAGGCAAUGCAGUCGGCGAUGAUGAUAAGAUUUACUUCUUCUUCAGUGAAGCGGGAAAGGAGUUCGAUUUCUUUGACAACACCAUUGUGUCACGCAUUGCUCGCGUGUGUAAGGGUGACAAAGGUGGAGAGAGGGUUCUUCAGAAGAAAUGGACAACUUUUCUGAAAGCGCAGCUCCUUUGUUCACUACCUGACGAUGGGUUCCCUUUCAACAUCAUCCAGGAUAUGUUUGUACUGACCCCCAGCAAAGAGGCCUGGAAGAGCACUGUGUUUUAUGGAGUCUUCACCUCACAAUGGUACAAAGGUGCGUCAGGCAGCUCAGCUGUAUGUGCGUUCACUAUGGACCAGGUCGAAGAGGCGUUUAAUGGACGUUACCGGGAAGUUAAUCGCGAGACGCAGCAGUGGUACACCUACAACCACCCAGUACCAGAACCCAGACCUGGAGCGUGCAUCACCAACGCAGCCCGCACCCAAGGGAUCUCCUCGUCCCUGCACAUGCCUGAUAAAGUGCUGAACUUUGUGAAGGACCACUUCCUCAUGGAUAGCGUGAUCCGCAGCCAGCCUCUGCUUCUCAAACGAAACGUGCGCUACACACAGCUCGCUGUGCACCGAGUACAGGCUCUCCACAACACAUAUGACGUGCUCUUCAUCGGCACAGAUGACGGCAGGAUCCACAAAGCCAUCAACGUCAGGAACAAGAUGUAUAUCAUUGAAGAGCUGGUGAUUUUUCCCGAGCCUCAGUCCGUACAACACAUCGAACUGGAUGAUGAGAAGGGGCUGUUGUUUGUGUCCAGCUAUUCUGGGCUGGUUGAAAUCCCUCUUGCCAACUGCUCCAACUACCAGAGCUGUGGAGAGUGUGUGCUGUCUAGAGAUCCUUACUGUGCCUGGACAGGGAAGAAGUGUUCAAACAUCAAAUAUGCGCUAACUAAGAGUCAAUGGCAACAAGAUGUAGAUGAUGCCAACACUGCAAUAUGCAAAUUGACAAUGGCUGGCCCUCGCUCUGUAAAACCAACCCCACCACGUGUUCCAUCAUGCCAUGUGAUACAAAUACCAGCCAAUACAUUUACGGUUCUUCCCUGCAAGCUGCGAUCUAACUUGGCUGAGAGGCGAUGGGAGUACAGUCACACCGCCGAGCGAUUCGUCUAUCCUAGUCCUGACGGCGGGCUGGUGGUUGUAGCCCAAGUGGAGAGGGAGGAGAUCUACCAAUGUUGGUCAGAAGAAGGUGGCUACCAACAACUUCUGGCCAAUUAUUGCGUCAAAGCAGAUCACGAAAGCACCACUCUGAUUGGACGUUCCCGAACGCAGUUUGUACCCCAAGGGGAAGCCAUUAUCCUGCCCGGGGAAACAUGGUCGCCAGAAAAAACCAAAACGUACUGGAAUGAGUUGAUUGUUGUGUGUGGCUUACUCGUGUUUUCCCUGGUGGUCCUGUCGCUGUUCGUGGCAUACAGGAACCGAGACAGGAUGAAGUCCAUGCUGAAGGAAGGUGAGUGCCCCAACAUGCAACAGAAGAAAGCGCGAAUUCCAGGGAAGCACACGGAAAGCCUUCCAUUAAAUGGCAACAACAUCCCGCCCUCAGUGUCUGACCACAAGGGCUACCAGGCGCUCAAUGAUAACUACAUCUGCAGCACUCCCACCCACGAGUGCUCCUCACCCGAGAACAGCAAGAGCUUCUCCGAAUCCGAAAAGAGACUGUUGAACUUAAAGGAGAGCCACGUUGAGAUCUCACCGACUUGCCAGCGGCCUCGAGUGCGGCUGGGCUCGGAGAUCAAAGACUCGAUCGUUUAGGUCUGUUUGGGUGGAAUGUUUAAAAAAAGAGUGGCCUCUGAACUGAACAGCACCAAGGGAGGGACAGACCGAAAAUGACUGGAAACGUACCAUCACUGGGUUUUAUUUUGCACUUCGUCUCCUCUCAUUUUGUCUUGGUGAUCUGUUCACAUUUCUCAGUCACUGCCAAGUCUGUGAAGCACCCAGAGCCACGCCGAGUGGGACGCAGGACACUUUGAAAAAAGAAUGGUGGGCAUCGCGAGGCUCGCCGAUCCAGUCGUCCCGCCCGGUCCGUCCAAAAAUGUCUGGUGGCAUCUGUGUGAAAGCAAUACGAUGCCCUCAGGGUUCAUUAACCUGUCAUGCUCCCAUCUCAUCCCUGCAGCAUAGAGGUGGUCACCCUGUGACCGAGAAGACAAAAUUUCUAACUUAAGUCAACAAUAGAGUCUCUGCUAAACAUAGUGCCUGAAGUGAGAUGAUUAGCUGACAUUUCAACACAAUAUAAGGCAUAGUGGUGCAUCAAAAGCUUUGAUGAUAUAUGCGAAACCUUUGCAGAGUAUAUCAUCACGACCUCAGCUCAUAGCAGCCAUACUAUGCAAAUCACAUAAAGGAGAAGUGUCUUGUAGAGAGCUAACAAACAGCAUUCGACUGUCUUAGAACAAUAAGUGAUGCCACGACCUCAGUAUUCUACACAGCUUCUCCUUGGUACACACGUUAAAUAAAGUAUGCAAGUGAGAUUGAGGCAUAUUCAGUUAAGAGCCCGCAGGGGGGUUUCAGUGUAUAGAGAACUCCAAAGAAGGCAUGUUAGCAAUACUAGGAGUAUGUCCAAGGCACAGAUUACAUUCUGAAGAUGCAGGAACUUGAAUAUCUCUGUUCCUUAUACCCCAAAUCAAAACCAGUUGCUACCAUUGAUAUACCAGUUAAAGACCAGUGGUUCUCAACCUUUUUGACUCCAAAGCCCCUCAUAGUCCACAAGAUCAUUUGGGGAGGCCACUUUUCCAGUUGUCCAUUAUUUAAUAUUCAUAAUUUCUAUCUGAUAAAAUUCUAUAUAUUCAAUAGAAAAAUGCACAUGGAGUUUUUAUUAAAUUACUUUACCUUUCCAGGUCUAGAAAUCUAGAAAAUUAAAUGAGGCUUUCUUUUUUUUUUUUUUUCUCUAUAUCUAAGGUAAUUCUGGUUCAGUAGUUUGGUUUAGUAGUAAUUUUGAGAACCACUGAUUUAAAGGGAUAGUUCAUGCACAAAUUGAAAUUAUGUCAUAGUUUACUCACCCUACAAAUGUCAAAUGAAAGUCAAUGGUUUCUAGUUUUUGACCCCACUUGGACAAAUAUAUUUCAAACAUUCUUCAAGAUAUAUGUAUUUGUGUUCAAGAAAAAAAAAAAAGUCAUACAAGUUUGGGACAAUAUAUGAGAGUGAGUAAAUGAUGACAGUUUUCAAUUUGAGUUGAACUUGAAUUAGUGCAUACUACAAUGAAUGGAAGUGACUAAACGUCUCUAGGUUGUUUACUGAUUCAAAUUGGUUGUUGUGCCAAAUUUUUUUUAGUGAUUAAUUUCAGAUCUCUUUGGAUCUGUCAAGAACUAUGUUCUCUUGACUCGAAAGUGUACUUUUUUCAAAUUGAAGACAAUAAUUGCCAUGUUGUAAAUUCGAAAGAUGAAUUUGCAUUCGGACAGAAUGAAAACGUGUGGUUAAGACUUUACAUGCCAAUUUUAUGAGAUCAAUGCUACCGAAGAGUGUAAAGUGACCAGCAGAUUUUUUUUUCCAUGAAAAAGUGCCAUGUUCACUCUAACACCUCAAGUCAAAGCAGGCUAACAGAUGUUUUUGGGUGGGAGCAAUGACAUAUUUGUAUAUGAAUCAGCCCGUAACGUUAUAAAUUGUCAGCUGCAAGAGUGUGAUAUAAAAAAGUACUGUGCUUGGCUGCUGCAAAGCUCUGGGUAUCGAAACCACAAAACAAAACACAAAUGUAAGUUACUAUAGCAUAGAAUCAACAUAAGGAUCCAUGUAAAAAUGUAUAUUAACAACAAACACACACACAAAAUAAAAUAUAUAAAAAAGUAAAAUUCCAGUAAAAUUCCCAAAGACAAGCAUUGUAUAUUGCACCACAAAUGUGCGUAAUAUUUCAUCGCCAUUGAUCUUUAAAGAACACACAGACAUCUGUAUUGUGAAUGUAGUUAUGUGUUGAUUGAAAGUGUUCCAAAAUGAUUCUUUCAAUAGAAGCAUUGUGUCUUAUUUAAAUUUGUGCUGAAUGUUUGAAAACGGGAGAGUUACUUUUCCAUGAUCUGAUGGACUUUGAUCACAAAGUUGUAUAAUUGUAUUUGUAAGGGGAAGUAGUGAAUGAUUUUUAAUGAUUUUGACAUUGAUUUUUUUUUUUUUUUUUUUUUUUUACAGACUGCAUUACAAUUCUUUUUUUCCUGUUAUAUUUGCACAGAACGUGGAAAUGGUUCGAAGCAAAAUGUCUGGGAAUCACUGUUCUCUUGACAUUGCUGUAGCAAGUACCAGUUGAAUGGUUUUGUUAAUGCCUCCGAGCUAGAUUUUGUGACUCAAGGGGUAUGCGGGAAAACAAAUGUAAUCUUGUAGCCUUUUUGUGAUUCAAACACGUGAACAAAAAGCAAACCUCACAUGCAUGUCUGCUCUGGUGGACUACAAAGUAGGAUUACCUAGUACAUGUAAAGUCGCAAACCACUGUAUAUUGAAUGGUCGUCUGUGCAACAGUCCACUGCAAGAGUAUGUCUCCACUGUGCUAAUUAAUAUCUACAGAGGUCCCCUUAUAUAUAUAUAUAUAUAUAUAUAUAUAUAUAUAUAUAUAUAUAUAUAUAUAUAUAUAUAUAUAUAUAUAUAUAUAUAUUACACACACACACACAAAACAUUUACCGACUAUAUUUAAAGCACAAAAAAUAAAAUGUAUUUGUAAUAUUCUAUAACUGUUUUACAUAUACUCAGACCUCUGUUUGAAAAUCACUUUCAAAAUAUCAUGCAAAAAUAAUAAAAAAUGUUAGCAAAUUUGCUUAUGCUUUUCAGUACAUCUUCUAAUUAUUAUCACUAGCGUGCCGUUUUACAGAGUAGACAAUGUGAAAACUUCACUGUACAUCAGCUGCUACCUACAAGCGGUAGAUUUAGUCAUGUAUAGAUAGUCAUAUAGUCCCAUAUUUCAGUGCUAUACUGAUUCAGACAUAAGAGUUACUGGACUGUAGAAGUCUGCUACACUCUUAAAUGCUCAGAUACAUUCUUUAUAAUGGCACACCAAGAUGCUCUGAACUAUUGUAAGUUAAUGUCUUGUAAACUUUAAUGUAAAGGUGUAUUUGUACAUUUUGCUGCCAAUGUAAAGAGAAAAAAAUCUGUUGUAAAAGGUGUUUUUUUUUUUUUUUUUGUAUUAUACAUCACUACUGUUUUGUUGUUUUUAUUAUAUUGUAAAUAAAAGCACUUUAAGUUUAAUUUUUUAAAUAAAUGAAAUAAACCCA